AUGUUCGAUGACUCGGACGGUGCGUCAUCUGAAGAUGAUAACUUCAGCACAUACGGUGAGUCUCCUAUCGAAGAAGACGAAGAUUCACCAACGCUACCUUCCAAGAAGAGAUAUCAGAACUUCUUGAUGAGCGAAUCUAAAGGGAAUCUGGAGGUUUUGAAGUUGGAGAUGUCGUCGUUAGACCUUGCGGUAGGACAACGAUACUUGACUAAAAAGCAUUUGAAGAGACGACUGAAACUUUUUACAGUGAGGCAUCAAUUUGAUUUUGAUGUAGAAAUAUCAAACCUGACAACAUACGUUGUUAAGUGUUGGGUUGAUGGAUGUACAUGGAGAGUUCGUGCAUCUACCGAAGGAUUGUCCCCGCAGUUUUAUAUUCGUAUUUACGACUCGGAUCAUGCAUGUUCUGUAACUGAGCGUUCUAAUCGAUCUCGAAAUGCAACACCGGAUAUUUUAGGAGAGUUGUACAAGAACUUUCUCGGCGACGUUGGUCCGGCCGUUCGCCCUGAGAGUGUCGGAAUAGCUAUCACUAAGCAGUUUGGUGUAAAGAUGGAAUAUUGGAAAUCACACCGGACGCUUAAAUGUGCAAGGGAAAUCGAUGAGGGCACACCUGAGUGUGGUUUUGAACUCUUGCCUUCUUACUUAUACAUGAUAAGAAGGGCAAAUCCGAAUACAGUUACGCGUCUUCAAAUCGAUGAGCUUGGAAGAUUCAUGUAUGUGUUUCUUGCGUUUGGUGCGAGCGUUAAUGGGUUUCCUUUCAUGCGCAAAGUUGUUGUCGUCGACGGUACGUUUCUUAAUGGUAAAUAUAAAGGGACGCUACUCACAGCACUAGCUCAGGAUGGUAACUUUCAGAUUUUUCCAAUAGCCUUCGCAGUGGUUGACACUGAAAAUGAUGAUUCGUGGAAUUGGUUUUUUACGCAACUAAAAGUGUUGAUUCCUGACCAGGAGGGUCUUGCGAUAAUAUCAGAUAGGCAUAACUCGAUAGGGAAAGCAAUUACAAAUGUGUAUCCGUUAGCUGCUCGUGGAAUAUGCACCUAUCAUUUGUAUAAAAACAUAUUGGGACGGUACAAAGGAAAAGAUGUAUUUCGGCUGGUGAAGAAAGCGGCGAGAUGUUUUAGAAUGUCUGACUUUGAUAUGAUUUUCGAGGAGAUUGAAGCACUUAAUCCUGAUCUCCACGGCUACCUCGAAAGAGCUGAUGUCAGACUGUGGACACGUGUUUAUUUCCCGGGCGAGAGGUACAAUUUGAUGACUACGAACAUAGCGGAAUCAAUGAACAGAGCAUUAUCGCAUGCUAGAGGUCUUAACAUUGUUCGAAUAUUGGAAUCGAUACGGGUUAUGAUGACCAGAUGGUUUGCUGAACGAAGAGUGGAUGCCAGAUCGCAGUCAACCACACUCACGCGCGGUGUGGAGAAACUAUUACAAGGACGUGUAAGUGCCUCCCGGGAUUGGACGGUUCAAAGGAUUGAUGACCAUCACACUGAAGUUAAAUAUGGCGCUGCUGGCGAGUCUUUGAAUGUUGUUAAUUUGGUUGAGCGAAAGUGCACAUGUCGGCGUUUCGAUGUCGAGAAAAUACCAUGUGUACACGCAAUCGCAGCUGCAGAGGAAAGAAAUGUUUCUCGUAUAUCACUGUGCAGUCCUUACUAUAAAAGCACUUAUUUAGCUAGCGCAUACGCUGAAUCGGUCAUGCCGGUUGACUCAGCGCUACCUGCUCCAGAUAACGUGGCUAACGUACAGUGCUUUCCACCAUUUAUUCGUCAACAACCGGGAAGACCUAAAAAAAAUAGGAUGAAAUCUGCUUUAGAAGUUGCACUUGCAAAAAAACGUCUUAGGAAAGAGCACAUAUGUUCUCGUUGCAGUCAAAGUGGACAUAAUGCGAGAACUUGUCCGAUAUAA
Molecule: messenger RNA, 1890 nt
Organism: Brassica napus (rape)
Lineage: Eukaryota; Viridiplantae; Streptophyta; Magnoliopsida; Brassicales; Brassicaceae
Exons: 3
Coding region: 1-1890 (629 amino acids)
Molecular function (GO): nucleic acid binding; zinc ion binding
Source: RefSeq, a predicted model, not a curated record